UCUAUAGUGACGAACAUUUGUCUUUUUUUUACGAUGACCAUCUGAGCAACGCUUGGGUCAAACGUGGCAGAAAAAAGCAAUGUUUACAUAAAUAAAUAAAUAAAAACAUUUAUCAGACGUAUUUAGUAAGAUUGUUUUUUCUUAUCGUCACAAAAACGUUAACAAGCUCUAGAUUACAGGAGAAGAAGAAUAAUAUACUGCAACAAGGAGCCUAAUGAAAUCUAAGAUAGAAAACUCAGAAAUCCAAGAUGCCGGGGGAGGAGGCGCCCAUUGUGUGCUAUCCAAAGGACGUCCGAGGGAUUCCGAGAGUCCAUCCUCUCCUGAAGGAUCUCCUGCAGAUAAACCGUCUCUCAGAAAUCAGAUCGUAGCCUCUCUGGCUGUGGGGCUCGGUCACAUGGGCAUCGGCUGCGUGUUGGGCAUGUCAGCGAUACCUUACCUGAGGCCAGAAGGUGUCAGGCAGCAGCACAGACUUCCAGAGCAGUCUACCGGAAGCCUCCAGUUGAUGCUGUUUGAUGGCACCCUUUUCAACACUGCAGUGUUCCUGGCCGCUUCCUUGGGCUGUAUGGCAACAGGCGGUCUCCAAGUGACCUUUGGGCAGAAGAAGAUCAUGCUCCUGGCUCUGGUAGGCCUGUUCCUCGGCUGGGUCGUCUUGGCAACUUCAGAUAGUCUCCUGCCAUCCUUAACCAGCCGUACUAUCCAGGGACUAGCUUGGGGCGCCUUCGUCGGGUCUUCCUUCACUUAUAUCCUAGAGGUGUCCCAUGGUGGAGUGAGAGGUUCUGUGGUGGUUGUUUCAGAUGUCCUUACAGAAGUGGGCCACUGCGUUGUGUAUGGCCUGGCAAACUUGAAUUUUGAAAGGCAUCAGCUCAUUCUAAUGCUUGGAUCUUUUACUACAUUAGUCCCAAUGGCCUGGUUGAUAUGGUUACCACAAUCGCCGCAAUGGUUGGUUUACAAGAACCUCACUGACGAAGCCUAUAUAGCUUUGGAAUAUUUCAGAGGGGCGCAUCACGAUUCUCAGGUGGAACUAUGUAACAUCAAAAGGCAGAGAAAAGUGACUGUGAUGUCUGCUAACGACCAAUUGCAAGAAAUGCAACUCCCAGCCAUAAUAAUGACUGUCCUUCUUUCAACAUUGUUGCUGAUCACUGUUCAUUUCACUUACACUCUGAGCUCUGGCGUUUCCGUACUGACAGUCACCGAGCAGGAUAACGUAACUUACUCGACAGUCGUGAUUUUAGGUCUCAUUCGGCUGUCAGGUUCGAUAGCCUGCGCUGUCGCCGUAGAUUUUGUAGGCAGGAAGCCUCUGUAUGUGAUAUCCUUCCUCUUGUGCUCUGCUACAUCUCUGGUUCUGGGAUCACUGCUCUACGUUGAACUAGACCAGUCCAGAGACGACCUAGAUUGUCUGUUCGUCAGCAUCAGGUCAAUCUUCGUAUUCCUCAGUGGCACGACCUUCCCUCUGCUCAAGCUCUGGUUGGGUGAACUCUUCCCAACGUCAGUCCGUUCAACUGCCCUUGGCUUCCUCCUCUCCCUUUUUUACGUAGCAGCUGUUUUGGCUUCUGAGACUCGCCAGAACAUCGUCCUUUUUAUAGGUCGCCCUGGGACCUUAUGGCUUAUUUCUUUCAUGAAUCUGUCUAUGGCAGCUAUAGGCUGGUUUGGGCUGCCUGAAACUAAGGGAAAAAGUCUUGAAAGAAUAACAGAACAGUUCUAUGGCCUCCGCGCCACUCUGGAUGUGGUCAGUUGUGAAAAUUUUAUCUCUGACAAAGCUGAGGUGGAGGAAAGGGAAGAAGAAGAAGAAGAAGAGGUUAUUGUUAUUUCCUGGUGAUAUUUUUAGAAGACAAUAUUCUGCCAAAAAAUUCUUUUUCAUCACAAACAAUCUGAAAUACUGAUAAGUAUCUAAAUUUUCUUUUUUCUACUCGCUCAGUUGACCUGUGGAUACUGCAAAGUGAAGUCUGUUCAUUCUAAAGGCAUAGACAAACAGUGACUAUCCAAAUUCAAGGUUAGUUAAUGAAGUGAAGUUUCGUAUCAAACAUGGCUAGUGAGGAAUGCCACCUGCUGUAGUUGAAUUGCAUGAAGAACUAACUUGCCUCCUCAAAUCAAGAAUUCUCCACACGUUUCUGUGUUACCAUAUAAAACACACAUCUUUUGGACUAUCAGGUUCUGAAGUAUGUUAUAUAGAUGCAAAAUAAAUG
Molecule: messenger RNA, 2183 nt
Organism: Macrobrachium nipponense
Lineage: Eukaryota; Metazoa; Arthropoda; Malacostraca; Decapoda; Palaemonidae
Product: facilitated trehalose transporter Tret1-like
Exons: 3
Coding region: 215-1816 (533 amino acids)
Biological process (GO): transmembrane transport
Cellular component (GO): membrane
Molecular function (GO): transmembrane transporter activity
Source: RefSeq, a predicted model, not a curated record